ACAGCCAAUCCCGCUUUGCGUGAUGAUAAUUUCUUGCGCUAUGUAUCUAAAGAGAGCAAUGGACCGUGAUUGUUUUGAAUUGGUAAAAUUUUGCCGGUGAAUAUUUGACUAACGUUUUACCAAGAUAACAUGAUGUAGCAGAGUUACAUUGGAGACAGGAAAGGCAGAUAUAUAUGUACAGGGAUUUAUGUUCAUUUCGUGGUACUCUGCUAUGACAAAAUGAAGAAGUUUUUGAAAGGCAGCAAGAGUAAAACGACAGCCCCUGCGGCUCCGGCUUCGGCUACACAGUCGGGAGCGGAACACGCAGCCGAAGCUCCCGGCUACGUUGUCAAAGAGAAGGACCUGUCCAAAUUGCACAAAGCGGCCUGGACCGGUGAUACCAUCAAAAUUAAGCAACUGACAAAGAAAGGCGAUGUGAAUGUUCUUGACAAGGAAAAUAGAACCCCCCUUCACCUGGCCAGCAGUAAAGGUCACAUUGAUGUGAUAGAUGUGCUGAUAGCAUGUAAGGCAAAAUUGAACAUGUGCGACAAUGACCAACGGUCACCUCUGAUGAAGGCUGUCCAAGGUAACUUUGGAGUGUGCGUGGAGACUCUGUUGAUCAACAAGGCAGAUCCUAAUCUGGUGGAUAAGAAUGGUAACACAGCUCUUCAUCUGGCUGCUAUAGCAGGAGCGCAGGAUCCCACCCUCUUUCUCCUUGAGAAUGGAGCGAUGGUCAAUGCAGCUAAUAAGGAUGGAAGUACAGCCCUCCAUCUAGCAGCAGCCAACAAACAUGAUGAGAUCAUUGAAAUUCUCCUCAAUGAAGAUGUGCAUGUCAAUGCCACUGACAAUGAAAACAGGACUGCAUUGAUGUGGGCGUGUCAGACGGAUCAGAUAGGCGUGGUCAGACAGUUACUAUCUAACAAGGCUGAUAUUGAUGUCAAGGACAGUAAAGGAUGGACGGCCAAUGACCAUGCUAUCAUGGGAGGAUUUCAUGGAUGUUCUCAUCUGAUAGAUGAGUAUAUAUCCAGCAGGAGACCGGCAUCUGUUCUGAGAUCAACUGGAGGAACAGGGGGGAUGUUUGGUUCUACGGCAGGGACCGAUGCUCUAGGUUUCUCGUUAGGAGGACCGGCCAUGGAUAAUUUUGAUGAUGAAGAUGAAGAUAUGUCAGAAGGAAGAUCAGCAGCCGAUUCAUGGGCUGCUUCAGCGUCUGAAGUUGACGAUCCUCCUGUCAAGAUCAAGAGCAACAAACCUAGCAAACCCAUCAAGUUGACCAAGUUCAUGAGCCAAGACUCCGACAAUGAGUCCAUCCACAGCAACGCCUCCGUCCACUCCACCGCCUCCAGGUCCAGGAUUCCCCGAGCCAGGUCCAACUCCAAAGAGAGUCUGCGCAGCGCCACCAGCACCCGUUCUGUCCGAUCCGACGUCAGUGCUGUGAGCGGCAGCAAGAUACCGAGGUUGAAGUCCCCGGAGAAGGAGCGGAGGAAAGGUCCGCCUACUGCUGCGUCCGCAUCACCUGGGAAGAAACCGUUAAAGAGGAGAGAUGUGGAAGAAGACGAGAAUGAUGUGACUCCAAGAGGAGAUGCCUCGGUUACCCCUACUCCAAGGGAGAGCGUGAUCUCAGCAGCAAGGACUAUAAGUGAUUUUGAUGAUGAUGAUGACCUGUUUCCUCCUUCAGACAAUGACAGACCAAAGCUGAGUCUUGGUGGGAAGAACAAACCAAAUGUUUCAGCAAUGCUGAACAAGCUCGGCAUGAGCGACCUUGAAGAUGAUGACGACGACGAGGAGGAAGACGAUUCUUGGCUGACGGAUACAAAGAAAGAUAAACAAGCCACAGUCAAGAGAGGGCCUGUUACACCAGAUAUAGUAGCUGACAAACCCCUUGAUGAUGAAAAUGAGUCUGAUUGGGAUUCAGAUGACAACUUGCUACCUUCUGAGGGAUCCAAUACAAAUGCUCCAGCAAAGCAGACUGGUGCUGAACCCAUUCCGGCAAAGAGGAGUAGUACACAGGAUGUAGGAAAGAGGAGAGAAGAGAAGGUACCAGUCCAAGCGAGCCCUUAUCAGAGUGGAGAUCAAUGGGAUACAGAGGAGGAGGAGGAAGAAGAAGAGGAGGAAAGUGAGUGGGAGAAAGACAGCAAGGUCAAUAAAGAACAACAGCGAAUGGAAGAGGAAAGACAGAGGCAGUGGGAAGAAGAUGAGAGACGGAAGAAAGAAAAACUUAUGAGAGAGGCAGAGGAAGAGAUCCAGAAGGAGAAGGAAGAACUGGCCAGACAAGCAGAGCUGGAGCGACAGCAGAAUGAAGAGGAGAGACAGAGAUUAGAAGAGGAAAGACUGAAAGUGGAACAAGAGAGGAAGAAAGCUGAAAGAGAGAAGCAAGCAGCAGAAGAGCAGAGGAGGAAGGAUGAACAGCUGAAGCAGAAAGAACAGGAGGAGAAGUUGAAAAGAGAGAAAGAACGAAUGGACGAAGAGCUCGCAAGGGAGAAGCAGCAGUUGGAAGAGGAAAAGAUGCGACUUGAAACAGAAAAUGCAGCGCAGGAAAAGAGGAAGAGGGAGGAAGAAGAAAGGAGGGAGGCAGAGAGGAAAGAACAGUUGAGGAUGGAGAGGGAGAGGAUGGAGAUGGACUUGGAAAGAGAACGAGAGAGGAUUGAAGCUGAGCGGAGACAGGUGGAAGAAGAAAGGAAUCGAGAAGCCCAGAGGAAACGAGAAGCUGAACAAGAAAUUGCUGAUGAAAGAGAAAGAGAAAAGAAGCAACUAGAAACUGAGAGGAAAGAAGAGCUGAGCAGAAUUGAAGCUGAGAGAAGACGUCUCUUGGAGGAAAAACAGUUGGAAGAGAAGAGACAGGUAGAGGAAAAGAAACGGUUAGAAGAAGAAAGGAAAUCGAAUGAACGGAAGUUGGAGGAAGAGCGACAGAGGCUUGAGGAGAAGAGAAGACAGGAGGAGGAAACCAGACAAAAGGAACGUCAACAACUUGAAGAAGAGAAGCAACAAACUCAACUUAUGCUCACUGCAGAAAGGGAAAAAUUGGAUAAUGAAAAGCAAAAACAAAUAGAAGAGAAGAUUAAGAUUGAUGAGCUCAAGAAACACUUUGAGAUGCUGCGAAGACAGCAAGAGGAGGAAAAGAAGAAAAUGCAAGCAGCAAAGGAAGAAGCAGAAGAAAAGCAAAGGUUGGAAGAAGAGCGGCUCAAGAGGGAAGAGAAGAGAUUGGAGGAUGAGAGGAAGAGGCAUGAAGAUGUCCGGAAACAGCUCGAGGAUGAAUUGUUCAAAAAGAGAUCAGCUGGUGAAGCAGAUGAUGCGGAUCGUCAAGCAGCAGCACACCAUCUAGAGGAUGAAAGGAAGAGGCUGGAAGAUGAACGGCAGCGUAUUGAGCAGCAGAGGAAGGAGUUUGAGGAUCAACAGAUCAAGGAAAAGACCCACAUAUCAACCCUGGAGAGAUCCAUGAAGGAAGAGAAAGCUAAGCUUGAACAGAGUUGGAGGGAGCUUGACCAAAAACGUCAAGAUAUGGAGAAGACUAUGCAAGAGAAGCACAAUGAUAACCUAAAUGCCACAAGUGACCUUGAAGGGCAGUUGAAGAAGGAGGCAGAACUGGCUUCUAAAGCCAAGGAGGAGCUCCAACAAGAGAAGCAGAAGCUGCAGGAAGAGCGCGAGCAACUCAUGAAUAGGACCAGGGAGAUGGAGCAAAAGCGGAAUGAGCUGGAGGAGAUGAAGAAAAUGAUGCGACUGCGAAUGGAAGAACAGAGGAAACAGCGGGACCAGAGCGUUGCACGUCCUGCAGAAAUGCCUCCCAGGAGACUCCAGGAAACUGGUGGAGAUCACAGCGUGGACCAGGCCCUGAACCUCUACCAGCAGAAUAUCGAGAGGCGGCUGAUGGACGAGGAAAGGUCGGAUACUGUCUCAUCCAUCAGCCAGUUUGACGGAAUGAUUGACGAGCUGACCCAUGAGAUGGAAUCGAUGAAGAUGGAGAAGGAUCAGAUGGAGAUGACAGAUCCUGUUCUCUACAGCUCCAUGGGACAGAGUAUGGGAAUGACUGCAGGAACAGAUGGUACCUUCAUCAAGUUACAUAAUACAUCAGAGCUUGGACAUCACUCGGGUAUCGUACCUCAAUCUCGACCACUGAUGAGCUCCUUGCCACCAUCUCUUCUCAAUCACAAUGCAGCCAACUCAAAUAAGAAGCAACAGCAGCCAGAAUGGAUGGGCAUACUCAACGAAGGAGAUGGCCUGGAUUACUCCAGCAGUGAAGAAGGCAAUGGAUCAGCAGCAGAUGAUGGGGGGCAACUUGGCACCCUACCUCUCCUGGCCUCCACCCCUAUUGCACCCCUCACCAGCAUACCGCAGGGGGUCACUGGAUACAACUCUAGAUGCAGCAACCGUCAUGCAGUUUCAGCAAGCACUGCGUGAUAUGAGACGGCGAGCCGACCGUGAGAAAAGUUCAAGGCUGAAUAUGGAGAACAGGUGUAAGACACUGCAGAGUGAGAAACAGGAUCU
Molecule: messenger RNA, 4458 nt
Organism: Lytechinus variegatus (green sea urchin)
Lineage: Eukaryota; Metazoa; Echinodermata; Echinoidea; Temnopleuroida; Toxopneustidae
Product: ankyrin repeat domain-containing protein 26-like
Exons: 20
Coding region: 220-4371 (1383 amino acids)
Molecular function (GO): protein binding
Source: RefSeq, a predicted model, not a curated record